This is a messenger RNA of Tarenaya hassleriana, 512 nucleotides long. RefSeq lists its product as uncharacterized. The transcript is spliced from 2 exons. Lineage: Eukaryota; Viridiplantae; Streptophyta; Magnoliopsida; Brassicales; Cleomaceae. The record is from RefSeq and is a predicted model, not a curated record. The coding region runs from base 48 to 512 and encodes 154 amino acids.
AGAUCGAGGAGUUGGUGCAGUCCAAGAUCGACGAUAAAGUCUCCCAGAUGGACGAGAGUUCUGCUUCUACACAACUCUCGACAACCGAAGUUAACAGCCUAUAUCUAGAGGUUGUCCAUCCGGAUGCCAAGGGCCGUAUCUAUGGUAUCGGCACCUUGGCAUCUCAACUGGGCGGGGGAGAAACUUCUGCUCCGGCGAUUACUCACCAUGUCGCGCUAACGCGUCAAGUGGAAGAGUUGAAACGCUCCCAAGAGCGGACGAAUGCAGAACUGGCAGAGGCCCGGGCGAAGAUCGAAGAGUUCGAGCAACAUCGGGAGAAGCUACAGAAGCUCUCCGAGACCGAAGCGAGGAUCGUACGCUUCGAGGAGAUGAUGCAGCGCCUCACACCGUUCAUGCCGCCUAUAUUCGACCAGUAUGGCUUUCCGACGACAUCUCGGCAGCCAGAUGCUCCUGAGGACGAUCCAGAGGACGCACCCACCAAUCUCGACAACGAUGCACCGGUAGAUCCGUAG